AUGAUUUCAUUCGAAGAUUUUCUUCUUCGUCCAUCAAAAGUGGUCGAUCCAUUCUAUCGUUUCGUCGCUAAAAUUGAUCCAUUUAUCACUCUUGUUGAAUUUUGUCAAGUAAUUGGGCCGAGACCAUUAGCCGUCGUUUCUCAACAGCCGGAUGAUAAAAUCCGAGGUGUCGAUAUAAAUGAGAUGGCUAUUUGGUUGAUGUCAUCCGAUACUGUUCCGGGUACAAUGAUUGUUCUGGAGAAUAAUCAAACGGGUAUUUACGCCGCUGCAUAUUAUUUCAAUUUAUAUGAUAUGAGAGCCAGAGCUUUUCAGCGAAAUCUUUGUAUUGCCUAUUUAUGUUCCGAGAAACCGACCAAAGAAACUCUUCAUCAUUUUUCAACGACAAUGAAAAAGUUGGUUUCUCCUGUUCUCAUUUGCAAUAGAAGAUUAUUUAUUCGUCAUGUAACGGAUAUUGUGAAGUUUUCAAACAGUGUAGAUGAAACAACAUUAAAACAAUACUACACUUUGAACGGAGACUCCCAAAAAUUAACUGAUGCAAGCAGAUUCAAUGUAGUUUUCGAACAAACAAGGCUGCUGAAAAGCAAAUUUCUGACUAAAAGGUUUCAAGAAAUGGCCUUCGAAGACGAUAUCUGCUGUGGUCACAAUACAGAAAAUAUGGGAGAAGCAGAGGACAUAAUUUGUUCGUUUCGAGUUCCUUCAAUACCAUUAAGUCCUGUGGAAACUCUUACUCCAUGUGCUUACGACUCAAUUAUUCCAAAACUUCGAAAACUUUGCUCCGAACUGAACAGUUCCAGCAAUUCCUCCAAUACUCCCGGUGCAUUAUUUUGCGGUCUUCGUCCGAUUGCCACAAUGGCGCCAAUCACUACAUCAUCAAUGCCAUGGAACACAGAUUCAGGGAUAACCGAUUGCGAUAUGCGAGGUGAAGAAACCAUGAAAGCGAUUACUGGUCAUUUGGGAGAUGUUCUUUUUCCAUUAUUAUGUGGAGAAGAUAUGGUGGUUUGUGGAGCAGAACAAAGAAGAAGUACUGUUGAUGACAUGCUUAGAAAAUUGGGAAAAGUUGUACCAAGAGAAAGUGCACGCCGCGUGGAAGAUGAUUUACGAAUGGAAAAGGAUCCAAACAAGAUUGGUAACGGUUUGGGUGGUCUCUUAUGCAAUCGAAACGAAACCGGGAAACUUGCUCGAUGGAGAAAUAUUCUCGAUAUGAAUAGAUGUAUUCUGAAAACUUUUCAUUACGAUGGCACAUUACUGUCUGGGCUCAAUAAAAAACGGAAAUUUCCAUCCGAUAGAUCAUUGAUUCUCUUCAUCAUUGCAUAUCUCACCAAUAUUUGUCAACUGGCUUAUGUCUGUCGAUAUCUAUUCAUUCGGUCACCGAAUUCAGUAGAUAAAGUAUUAGGAGCACAGCAGAAAAUCAGUUCCGACGAUGAGAGGAUACUAAUCAAUUUGCUUAUGGGUAUCGAUUUCGAAAAAUUCAAUCGACUGAAACUAUCACCAAACAAGGACGGAGGAGGAGCCAAACCUAGUAGAACGAUUAAUCUGUGA
Molecule: messenger RNA, 1539 nt
Organism: Caenorhabditis remanei
Lineage: Eukaryota; Metazoa; Nematoda; Chromadorea; Rhabditida; Rhabditidae
Exons: 10
Coding region: 1-1539 (512 amino acids)
Cellular component (GO): guanyl-nucleotide exchange factor complex
Molecular function (GO): GTPase activator activity
Source: RefSeq, a predicted model, not a curated record